AUGACAUCUUUUGUUUGCAAUCAGCAGAGUAACUGGAGAAAAUCAAACUGCUGGCAAUCUCCUGCAUCGGAAGGCGAACUGUUGGAUCCGGAACGGGCUGUUGGUCACCUGGCGUCAAAGAAUUGUGCAAGGAUUCUCAGCGCUUUUGACUUUACGAUUGAUGGUGCGCCGGCUUCCAUUGAGCCACUGCUGCAAGAAAAACGCUUUCAAGGCUUGAAAGUCACGGGAGCGGUCUCGAGCUUACUCGGGCAGGAAGGAAUUUAUGCUCAGGGGCUAUGGUACGACAACAAAGGCCAAUUUGAUUGGGUUUGGGCACAUAUUGAUAAUGUGCUCAAAUUGGAAGUACGCCAUGACACAAGAGCUCAAUGCAUCUGGAUGACUACUUACGUGGGGGAGUAUGCAAUGGGGUUCCCUCAUAAAUCCUACACCGAGUUUUGGAACGCCGCCCUGGCAUAUUUUGGAGCACCUUCAAUAGGCCCACUAUUGCAAGAUGACUAUUGCCCCGACUGGUGGCCAGCACAAAGUUCGGGAAUUUGGCCGGGACUACUGCGUCCAGGAGAGGAGCAGUGUGUGUUGACAUGGGAAGAAGAGCUUCAACAGAUGACUGAACGUCUCAGCGUUGAGGCAGGUGCCAAGACAAUCAAUUUGAGCUGCUCCAGCGCUCACGGGAGCUCUGGCCAACUGGGACAGCCAGCGCACAAUCUUUGCCAGCUGCGACCAUGGAACUUGGCCUUUGAUGGGGGAAUCAAGGCCAAACGCAAGGAACCGUACAAUGAAGUCACAAGCACCAACCCAAACACGUCCUCAGGUAGCAAGGGACGUAAACUGACUCUGGACCCUGAAGCCCCAAGGUCAAAGAAAAGUCAAAAUGAGGUGAUUGUCCGUGCCUUGGAUGGCUUUGUUUUUGUGAAGCAUAACAAGUUGGUUUAUCCUUGGUACCAAGACUUGACUCCUGAAUGGUGGGAAGACGUACAGGCCUACGGGUACGUGACAGCGCUUGUGGGCCAGUUCAAGUUCUUUGUUUGGGCCGGGUUUAUGGGCAAAGAUUACUUGGACAAACAUCUGGUAUUCAUGUGUAUAAAAGACAUUGUGGGGAUGGUGAAGGAAUCAAGCCCUCACUGGCAAUCUGGCUUUGAGGAGAUUCUGUGGCUGGAGUCAAAGGCCGGAUAUAGCUAUGCGCUGAUGGAGCCGGAUGCAAUUUAUGAUGAGGUCAGGUGGGCUGAAGUGAUUCAAAGUUGGACAAAUUUGCCGCCACCUCUAAGCCAGGAGGACCCGACGCUCCGCGAGGUGGACCGAGCCGGCCCACAGCCCCAGUGGUGGAAGGUCAGGGGCGGGAAGAGCACCUGGGAGUGGUUUACCAAAUCAAUCCGGGACGCAAAGGCAGGUGCAAAACGGAAAAUAAACCAAGAUAAGCAAACAUCCUGGAAGCGCAAGAAGGGAGGAAAGCAGGCCACGCCUUCCCCAUCUAAGAAAAGGGCAGUCAGCCAGGAUGUCGAGUACAGCCCUGGAAAAGGUGACCAAACUGAUGAUGAUGUAAUCUUUGAUCGCAGCAAGUUGCGACCGCGUAGAUCGUUGGUUCAGUUUGCGGAGAGCCUACCAAGGUUCGAUCCCCGGGAUGACGAGGCAGAGGGAGCCAAGGUGGAAGCGCAGGAAAGGGAGAAAGGGAAGGAGGUAAGUAAGGAUGAGGAGGACAGUGAUGAGGAGGAAGAAGGACAAGAAGAGGGGGAUGAGAAAGAGGACGAGGACAAGGAGGAAGCGGAAGACACGGAGAACAAGGAGGACGAGGAAGACGGGGAAGAUGAGGAAGACGAGGAAGACGAGGAUAAAGGACGGGAGAGGGGGGAGAAGGAGGGCCAAGUUGUGGCCAUGGAGGUUGACGAGGCUGAGGUGGAUGCUGAAGGGGAAGACAAAGUCAAGGACGUUGCCAUGUCAAGUCCGCCUGGCAAAGCUACUUCCUCCAAGAAAAUUCCUGACCCAGAAGCAGCUUCUCCUUUGUGUAAAGCAUUGCCUGCCCCCGCGCAAUUUGCGCGUACACCUGCUCCGGGGCCCAAGCUCACUCCUCCUCCUGCGUCUCCCUCUAAUCCGGCGCCUUCCCCAGUCACCGCGCCUCCAGAAACUUUGGGGUCUACCCUCACUCCUGCUCCCGCACUUCCCCUUGCUCCCGUGCCUUCUCUUGUUGCCGCACCGGCUUGUACGUCUCCGCCUGCACCUUCCCAGGAUCCAGCUUCUCCGGCUCUGGCUCUCCCUCCGGCUCCGGCUCCAACCCCGACUCCUGCCCCAGCCCCAGCCCCAACCCCCCCUCCAGCCCCGGCUCCUGCUCCUGCUCCUGCUCCUGCUCCUGCUCCUGCUCCUGCUCCUGCUCCUGCUCCUGCUCCUGCUCCUGCUCCUGCUCCUGCUCCUGCUCCUGCUCCUGCUCCUGCUCCUGCUCCUGCUCCUGCUCCUGCUCCGGCUCCUGCUCCUGCUCCUGCUCCGGCUCCUGCUCCGGCUCCUGGACCGGCGCCUGCGCCUGCGCCGCCAUCUCCCAUUCUUCCUGCAUCUCCCGCCGGUCCCACGCCCCCUUCUCUUGAGCCUCCCUUGAUCGCUGUGUCUUCAGCUUCUGUGCCCGCCGGCACACCACCUCCACCCCCUCCCCCUGCGUCUACGAACGCCUCUGUGCCUGCAACUGUCACUUCAGUUUCAGCACCUAUUCCCCCUGCCGGCUCCCGCUUGAUGCACAGUCAGUCCCAGAUACAUUAA
Rhizoctonia solani is the source of this 2736-nucleotide messenger RNA. RefSeq lists its product as uncharacterized. The coding region runs from base 1 to 2736 and encodes 911 amino acids. NCBI's taxonomy places the organism in Eukaryota, Fungi, Basidiomycota, Agaricomycetes, Cantharellales, Ceratobasidiaceae. The record is from RefSeq and is a predicted model, not a curated record. The transcript is spliced from 9 exons.